AUGAGACUUCUCCUAUCCAUUGCCGGUCUCACAACGGUUGUCAAUGCUCUAGCUGUAAGGGCUGAUGGCAAUGUCACGUCUUCAACUGCAGUAGCCACACCUACUGCCUGGACCGGGUUCCCAGUUCCCACCGAGUACACACUUCCCCAAGAUGACCACGACUUCCAAGAAAGGAAGGAGGAAAUCAAGCUCAAGCGUGACACCAUCACCUACGUACCGUCAAUCAUCGGAGAAACCUCCCUCUUUAUUGGCGGCUCUGUCGGAACCCAGAUAGUUAGACAGGAGCAAGCCAAGUGGAUCCAAGACUUGACUCCAGUGCAGCAAGAUGCCUUCAGAGAGGGCAACGCAUCGCUCAAGGCCAUUCAAGAUCAUGGCGGGCUCAAGACUUUGGAAGACUACAAGAUUCUGUACGAUGGCCACUGGUCUGGCUCAGUACCUGGCGGCAUUGCCCAAGGCCAAUUCAGCAACUUCACCUCAGAUCUCCUAUUCGCAAUGGAGCGGCUAUCCACAAACCCCUACGUUGUCUGCCGCCUCAACCCAGAGUCCGACAAAAUCCCAUUUUCUGUCGACGCCAACAACGUCACCCAUCUCACGGGGACAACCCUCGACACCCUCUUCCAGUCUGGCAGCCUCUUCCUGGCAGACCACAGCUACCAAGCUGAGUACACAGCCCAAGAUGGCCGUUACUCCGCCGCCUGUCAAGCGCUCUUCUUCCUCGACCAGCGUUCCGGGCAAUUCCUCCCACUGGCCAUCAAGACCAAUGUCGGCUCCGACCUAGUCUACACACCCCUGGAUGACCCCAACGACUGGCUUCUCGCCAAGAUCAUGUACAACGUCAACGACUUCCUCCACGGCCAGAUCUACCACCUCGCCAACUCCCAUGCUGUCGCUGAGAUUGUCAACCUGGCUGCCAUCCGCACGCUCAGCAGCCAGCACCCGGUUUUCGGACUCCUGCAGCGCCUCAUGUUCCAGGCCUACGCCAUCAGAGCGACCGGUGAGAUCGCGCUGUUCAACCCGGGCGGGCUAUUUGACCAGAGCUUUGCGUUUUCCAACGUGUAUGCGAGGAAGUUUGCGACGGAUUUCUAUCCGACUGUCGCUGGCCCAUUUCAGGCGAACUACUUUGAGGAAGACCUCCGCACGAGAGGACUGCUGAACGCCUCUUACGGUCCAGAGUUGCCUCACAUCCCCUUCCACGAAGAUGGCCACAAAAUUAUCGACGCUAUCCGCACGUUCAUUGGAACCUUCGUCGACACGGUCUAUGAGUCUGACAAAGUGCUGGCUGAGGACGCAGAAAUACAGGCCUGGAUUGCCGAGGCUAAUGGUCCUGCCAAAGUCAUCAACUUCCCUUCCGCCCCGUUGAACACCCGGAAGCAGCUUGCUGAGAUCCUGACCCACAUGGCCUGGCUCACCGGCGUAUCUCACCAUGUGCUGAACCAAGGCGAGCCCUUCACCACCUCGGGCGUCCUGCCUCUCCACCCGGCUUCGCUCUACGCCCCCGUGCCGACGGCUAAGGGCGGUAUUAAGGACCUUCUCCCUUGGCUGCCCAACGAGCAGAAGUCGGUCGAGCAGAUCUCGCUCCUUGCGCGCUUCAACAGACCAAAGAUCGUUGAGAACAACGAGACACUACUACACAUGUUUGACGUCAAGACUCUGCUCUCUGGCACUGGGGAAGCUGUGAAGGCUGCCAAUGAACAAUUCAUGAUAGCGAUGGGCAUAAUCAGCAAGGAGAUCAGUACACGAAAGUUUGAUGACCAAGGAUUGAGCCAAGGGAUGCCAUUUAUCUGGACGGGUAUGGAUCCUGGGGUGAUCCCAUUUUACCUGAGUGUCUAA
Messenger RNA from Colletotrichum gloeosporioides, 1830 nucleotides. RefSeq names its product Manganese lipoxygenase. The transcript is spliced from 2 exons. Gene Ontology annotation, molecular function: metal ion binding; oxidoreductase activity, acting on single donors with incorporation of molecular oxygen, incorporation of two atoms of oxygen. The coding region runs from base 1 to 1830 and encodes 609 amino acids. NCBI's taxonomy places the organism in Eukaryota, Fungi, Ascomycota, Sordariomycetes, Glomerellales, Glomerellaceae. Gene Ontology annotation, biological process: lipid oxidation. The record is from RefSeq and is a predicted model, not a curated record.